AUGCGCCGGCCGGGUGCUUCCAGGGUGACGGGACGCGCAUGCGCUGGGUACCAGGAUGCCCAGAAUCCCCUGCGUCUAAUGCCUAAAACCGCGCGUCCCCUGCUCUUCGCGCCUUUUGCCGCUCGGAGCCGCGCCGCGCUCCUCCUCCUCCUCAGCUUCGCGCUCCUCCUCCUCAGCUUCACCGCCGCCUGCCGCGCCGCCUCCGCCGCCGCCUCAGCGAAAGCCGCCGCCUCAGCGAAAGCCUCUUCAGGGCGCCCAGCCAUGGCUUCCAAUAACUUCAUCUAUAUCACCCGCGAGGACGUGGAGGAAGCUGCCAAGUAUCUGGAAAUGCACCGGGUCCACCUGGAGGGCCUCUCCCUGGACGGUCUCACCCUGGACAAUAUCUCUUUGGAGAAUUUCGACCUGAGUAGCAUCUCUUUGGAGGCAAUCCCUCUGGAGAACAUCUCCGUGGAGAACAUCCCUCUGGAACACAUCGCCCUAGAGAACCUGGCCAUGGAGGACAUUGCUGUGGAGAACAUGGCCACAGAGAACAUCGCUGCCGAGAACGUCGCUGUGGAGAACAUGGCCACAGAGAACAUCGCUGUGGAGAAUAUCGUCGUGGGGGAUUGGGCUGUGGAGAAUAUGGCCGUGGAGAACAUCCCCGCGCAGCCCGCAGCGAUGGAAACCGUCGCGAUUCCCGAUUUCAGCGGCAACUGGGUCCACGGCGGCCACCACAGCUCCCCUCUGAUCGCGCUGCAGCCGCUCGUGGCGAACGCCGACGAAGGGGACCAGGUCGAGGUGCAGACCCGCGAGGAGGUGGUGGGCUACUCCGGCUCCGACGACGACGAGCAGGCUAGCUGCCAUGAGGUACCGGUGCCGCCGCUGGUCUUGGAGGAGGACGACGACGACGAGGAGGAGGAAGAGGAGUCGUCGUCGUCGUCGUCGUCGUCAUCAUCAUCAUCGUCGUCGUCCUCGUCCUCGUCGUCCUCAACAUCCUCGUCGUCCUCGUCCUCCUCCGACGACGACGACGACGAGGACGAGGACUAUGUCUGCUUCCAGCGGACUCUGGCUUCCCUGUCAGCCUCCGCCGCCCCGGCCGGCAAGAAGGUCCAGAAGCUCAGCGGCCACGACGAAAAGCCCAAAAAGCGCAGCCACAGCCCGCCGAGCGCCGCCGGCCGCCGCACUGACAGAGCCGGCGGCCAAGGUAAGAAGCGUCCCGCCAAGGGCGCGGCCGGGGCAGCGGGCGGCGGCUCCGAGGGCGGCGGCAGGAAGUGGGAGCAGAAGCGGGUGCGGAUCCGCACCCUGGAGGGCGAGUUCUCCGUCGCCAUGUGGUCUCCCGUAGGCGAAGGAGACGCGGCCGAAGGAGACGCGGCCGAAGGAGACGAGGCCGAGGAAAAGCAGAGCGCGGCGAGCCCGCCGAGCCUCUCUCCCGAUUACUCCGAGUACAUGACGGGGAAGAAACUCCCCCCGGGCGGCCUACCCGGCAUUGACUUGUCCGAUCCCGUCCAGCUGGCCGAGUUUACCAGAAUGAAGCCCAGAAGGCCCCUGGAUGACAUCCCGAGAACCGUGGCCUGCCUGCAGAGAGGCUGCAGCAAGAUGUUCCGGGAUACGGCGUCCAUGAGGAAGCACCUGCACACGCACGGCCCCAAGGGCCACAUCUGCGCCGAGUGCGGCAAGGGCUUCGUGGAAAGCUCCAAGCUGCGGCGGCACCAGCUCGUGCAUUCGGGCGAGAAGCCCUACCGGUGCACGUUCGAGGGCUGCGGCAAGUGCUUCUCGCUCGAUUUCAACCUCCGCACCCACGUGCGCAUCCACACCGGCGACCGGCCCUACGUCUGCCCCUUCGAGGGCUGCGACAAGAAGUUCGCGCAGUCCACCAACCUCAAGUCCCACAUCCUGACGCACACCAAGAAGAAAGGCUAGCCGGGGACACGGAGACAGCUCCUCGCUGGCUCCCGAGCGACCCGGGGGCCAGGUGUUCCUAGAUGCGUUUAGAAAAAUUCAAAGGGUACAAAGGCUAAGAUUACGCUGUUAAGAUGUCACGUUCGGAUAGAGUAGGAAAAAUAGAAGUUUAACGUUAAAAAGGUUCAGCUGUAGGUACGAUGAUGUUCUGUAGUGUCAUUCGAAAAGCAUGCUGUUUCGUCAAGUUUGAUUCCUCCAAAAGGAUAAUGCGUAGACUUUCGUUAAUUCAUCAAAAGACUUUUUAUGAGACUGAGCUCACAAUGGGACUUUUGUUAAAGUUCUGUCUUUUCCAAAUGCUCGUGUUUAUGCUUUUGGGAAUAUGUUUAAUAAUUUUACGUGUGGUGAUUUGGAUUUUUUUGGAUGUCGAUAAC
Messenger RNA from Pipistrellus kuhlii (Kuhl's pipistrelle), 2309 nucleotides. RefSeq names its product YY2 transcription factor (gene YY2). The record is from RefSeq and is a predicted model, not a curated record. Lineage: Eukaryota; Metazoa; Chordata; Mammalia; Chiroptera; Vespertilionidae. Bases 1 to 1899 code for a protein of 632 amino acids. Gene Ontology annotation, molecular function: DNA-binding transcription factor activity, RNA polymerase II-specific; RNA polymerase II cis-regulatory region sequence-specific DNA binding. The transcript has a single exon. Gene Ontology annotation, cellular component: transcription regulator complex; PcG protein complex. Gene Ontology annotation, biological process: regulation of transcription by RNA polymerase II.